Molecule: messenger RNA, 351 nt
Organism: Cooperia oncophora
Lineage: Eukaryota; Metazoa; Nematoda; Chromadorea; Rhabditida; Trichostrongylidae
Source: the annotation of a GenBank genome assembly
AUGGAACUACUUCUUUUGAUUGCUGCUGCUGUUUUACUGCAACAAGGCCACACCAUUGUAUUGUCGAGGCGAGAAAGGCGAAGCAAAAAGGCUGCAAACAGCCGAACCAGACCAAAAUGGGAGAUUUAUGUAUUUGGCGCAAAACCAGUGGCGGCUCCGAAAAUGAAUCCGGUGCUCGUAAUACACUAUCAAUGUCACUCGAAUAAGGAGGACAGACGUCGGCAAACGGCAGUGAUUGACAGAAUGCAGAAAUACGUCAGAAGAGGGAUAGAGCGUCCUGUGCCUGUGCAGCUGAUCAAUCUUGGAACAAUCAAGCUUGCAGAAUUUGCAAAAUUGAACCGUAACUACUAG